ACAUGGUUACAGUUUCGUUCAGUUGACGGUGAGUUUUGUAAAACCUUUCAAUCCAACACUGAAAUUUGAGAUCUGAAUUCCUUUCUUAGCAGGCGUAUGAAUAUUAAUGUUGAAGACAGAUUGAUUCAAUCCUUCUUCGGUUCACGAUGGAUAAAUUAGGGUUUAGUUUGAGGAAAUUGGGAACAUUAUUGGUUUUCAGUUUCAUAACAUUCUCUCUAUUACUCAUAUUCAGUGUUAAACACCAAAACUCAAUCUUUGAUUUUGUUGCCGGAUUUCCUAACCGCAGUCUUACUUCUUCUUCUUCAACUGUCUUGAAAGAAGGAGCUUCAAAUAUUACAGUUAAAACAGAAUCAGCGGUAGGUCCAAAAAAUCAUUCACUUGAAGACCAAAAGAAGGAAGAUACAUCUCUAUCUUCUACCAGUAUUGCUAAUGAUCAAUUACUUGAUGGACUUCUAGUUUCUGCAUUCGAAGAAGCAUCGUGCUUAAGUAGGUUUCAAUCUCACUUAUACCGUAAAGCUUCCCCUUAUAAACCUUCCGCAUAUCUGAUAUCCAAGCUACGAAACUAUGAAAAUCUUCAUACAAGUUGUGGACCUCGUACAAAAUCAUACAAUAAAGUCAUGACAAAGGGCCCAAAACUUGGCAAAAAUGAUGCAGGUACAAAUUGCAAGUACCUUGUCUGGACAGCUUCCAAUGGAUUGGGGAAUAGGAUGAUAACCUUGGUUGCAGCAUUUCUUUAUGCUAUCCUCACGGACCGGGUUUUACUUGUGAAAUUUGGGACUGACAUGUUUGGUCUCUUUUGUGAGCCAUUUCCUAAUUCCUCAUGGUUAUUGCCAAGAAAUUUUCCUUAUUGGAAAGAUCAGAAACAUAUUGAAACUUAUGAAAACAUAAUGAAUAGCAAGAAAUAUAGAUCAGAGGGACUUUUGCCGCAAUUUCUCAUUCUUAAUCUACAGCACACCCAUGAUGGUCAUAACAACUUCUUUCAUUGUGAUCGAAGUCAGGGUUUUCUCCAAAAAGUUUCCGUUCUAAUUUUGUCGUCGGAUCAAUAUUUUGUCCCUUCUCUUUUUAUGAUUCCAUCAUUUACGCAAGAACUAAGCAAAAUGUUCCCUAAGAAAGACACUGUUUUUCACCAUUUGGGGCGUUACCUUUUCCACCCGUCCAAUGAAGCAUGGGAACUAAUUAGCAGGUUCUAUGAGGAACACUUAGCCAAGGAAAAUGAGAAAAUUGGCUUGCAGAUUAGAGUAUACAACACUCACCGAGCAUCACAUGAAACCAUUAUUAAUGAAAUUCUAGCCUGCACCCAUCAGCAUAAGCUGCUGCCUGAUAUCGGUGUGCCUAAGACAUCAGUGACAUCUGUUUUAAAGAAGCAAACAUCAAAAGCAGUUCUAGUAGCAUCUCUAUAUUCCGAAUAUGGUGAGAAGCUGAGGACUAUGUAUAAGGCAAAUACAACUGUGACCGGGGAGGUAAUAAAUGUUUAUCAGCCAAGUCAUGAAGGGCGUCAAAAAUCAAAUAAUGACACGCACAAUAUUAAAGCAUGGGCGGAAAUAUAUCUGCUGAGUUUGUGUGAUGCAUUGAUCACAAGCCCCAAGUCUACUUUUGGGUAUGUUGCUCAUAGUCUUGGAGGUUUAAAGCCAUGGAUUCUUGAGAGGGCAUAUGGGGAAAACAUCCCAAAUCCACCUUGUCGACGAGCCAAGUCCAUGGAGCCUUGUUUCCAUUAUCCUCCAAAGUAUGAUUGUAGGGCCAACAGCACAAUUGAUUAUACUUCCCUUUUUCAUCACAUGAAGCAUUGUGAAGAUGUAUCUAAAGGAUUGAGGUUGGUUAAUACUGAUCAUUAGGUAGCAAACUAACAUCUCACUACUUAACUUCAAAAUUCUAUGUUUGAUGAUAUCUGAGGUCCUCAACCACUGUGAACUAGAGGCAUGUUAUUGGUUGUUAGAAUGGAUUUUAUUGGAAUGAUCCCCUAUUGCCAGUUCUGUGAAUUGAUGAAAACCUCAAAUGACUGAAGCCCCUCUGCUUGUGCUAGUGCUAAUCUAUUGGCUAUGUGAUAAUACACAAAUGAACCUCACACGACUGAAGUCUCCUGCUAGGUGAAUUUAACGAGGCUUACAUGGUUAUGCUUCGCUGCUAUUUGUUGGAUAUCUCUUGAUGUGACCGGCGUAUGGUUUCUCUAAUAAGUGAUAAGCAUUACUGAGUCAACCAUUUGUGUAACAUCAGUUCUUAUCUUAGUUACUGCAUUUUGUGCUACUAGUUUUUGCUAAUAGAUAGCACUGUGAUUAUAAUUCUAUGCUCUUAAUAAGAUAUGGAGUAGUUAGUUCUGGUGCAAGUUGGGAUACAAACAUUAUAUUCUUAACUUGUCCAUUUGCUUAGUGUGUAAAUGGUUUUAAGUCGGAGUGUGAAAAAAAAUUGGUUAUCCAUAACCAAACCAGCCCAUAUUUUCUUAGUGUGUAAAUGGUUUAAAGGAGGAGUGUGCCAAUUUAUCACCCUUUAAAUUACUUUUAUUUUUUUCUUGAUGGAAAGAUAGAUAUUCAUUUAACCAACAAAGGGUACAAGCCCAGAAACAGGGUCACUUACAUCAGUGGUCAUGGCAGGAUAGGCAGCCUCCCACAGGCUAUCACCUUCCCUAUGUCCAAUUCUAACAAGGUUGUGAGCAUCAAUAUUAAGUGAUCUAGGAACAAAAAUAACAGAAGCUAGCCUAAAACUAUUACAGAAAAACGACAAUCGUCGGCUAUCGGUUCUAACACUGCAAUGUUCAACAAGCAAUUAAUACAAUCGACCGCU
Molecule: messenger RNA, 2775 nt
Organism: Vicia villosa (hairy vetch)
Lineage: Eukaryota; Viridiplantae; Streptophyta; Magnoliopsida; Fabales; Fabaceae
Product: galactoside 2-alpha-L-fucosyltransferase-like
Exons: 2
Coding region: 147-1832 (561 amino acids)
Biological process (GO): cell wall biogenesis; xyloglucan biosynthetic process
Cellular component (GO): Golgi apparatus; membrane
Molecular function (GO): galactoside 2-alpha-L-fucosyltransferase activity
Source: RefSeq, a predicted model, not a curated record